Messenger RNA from Protopolystoma xenopodis, 780 nucleotides. NCBI's taxonomy places the organism in Eukaryota, Metazoa, Platyhelminthes, Monogenea, Polystomatidea, Polystomatidae. The record is from the annotation of a GenBank genome assembly.
UUUUGCUAUUCUGUGUCUGACAACCCUGAAUCUGAUGGAUUGUCUUUCUCGAGUUCGGAAUACGGAUUGUCGGCAGGACUUGAGCCAGGUAUUCUGACUGGCAGUUCUAUAUGCUCCGAAAUAUGUCGGCAAGAAGAGUUGCAGUCUUUCACUAGCGGCAUUAGUGCUGGACUGAAUAGUGAUGGCACCAGCAGUAUAAUUGGUUGUGCUCAUUCCAAAAACGGGGCUAGCAAACCUGCAAAUCGCGAACACUGCACAUCGUCUGGUAACCAGACCUCAUUUUCAGUCUGUCUCUUGAAUAUGGACCAAGCGCCACCUUUGUUGGCAAGUGGGAUAUUGGCUGUGCCAUCUUUUCAGGCGAAAGUGACAACUAACUUCGCCAACCUUGCUUUAGAUUCCUUGAAGGAAUCAGUUACCAGAGUGCCGGGAAUUUCACAAGCAUUAUCGACAACUGGAACCAUGAAAUUAACAUCAAGUCUAAAAACGACCGCAUCUAAGAUAGCCUUCUUGGGGCAAAUCGACCCAAAUAAAUUGGACUUGGGACUGGAUUUUGAUCAAGAAUUUGAGAUGGAAGAGGACAUUCACGACGAAACGGAAGGACGAGAAGACAAUGAUGAUGAUGAAGAUGAACCGUAUGGAGUAGAAGAGAUUGAAUUAGGAGAUGAUUUCGAUGAAGAUGUAGACGUCAGACUGAGGACGCUUGGUCUUGGCGGGCACGUACAAAGGCAGCAUGUGAGUUCCGAACAGAAAAUUCAAUAUUCAGAAAAAGGCAAUCAUUAA